GCUGUUCACACGGAAGUACAGUGCAUUGGAAAAUGUUAGAUAUAAAUUACUGGCGUUUGUGAGUGCUUUUUGCGGAUACCCUCGGAUUAUAAAAAAACUAUACCUAACUGUUGAACAACGUGAAGAUGAGUGAGACACAAAAAGAGCAGGGCCCUGUAGCUUUGAGAGAAGAGGGGAAUAGUCUCUUCAAAGCCGGAGAUCUGCAGGGUGCUGUGUGUUGUUACACCAAAGCACUAAAACUUAGUGACGACCGUCAAGAAAGUGCGGUUCUUUAUCGCAAUCGCUCUGCAUGCUACUUGAAACUGGAGGAGUACAGCAAGGCAGAGGGUGAUGCUUCCAAAUCUCUUGAUAGUGACCCAAGUGAUGUGAAGGCCAGGUUCAGGAGGGCCCAGGCUUUCCAGAAACUUGGACGUCUUGACCAAGCUGUUCUGGAUGCUCGGAGGUGUGCGCAGCUAGAACCCAAAAACAAAGCAUUCCAGGAUCUGCUCAGACAGCUGGCAGCACAGAUCCAUCAGAAGUCAGAAGAACUGAACUCCACAGAUGCUCGUGUGCAACAAAUGUUCUCAAUUCUCUUAGACACAUCUGGAAAAGAUUCUGACCGACAAAAGGCUGCCCAGAAUCUAGUUGUGUUAUCUCGGGAAGAUGCAGGAGCUGAGCAGAUCUUCCGUAAUGAUGGCGUGAAGCUGAUUCACAGACUUCUUCAGUCAAAGCAAGAGGAUGUUGUUCUUUCUGCUCUGAGGACUCUGGUUGGCUUGUGUACAGAGCAUCAGUCCAGGACUAUGGCUAUAGUAAAUGAGCUGGGAAUGGAGCAACUGUGUGCAGUAAUGGGAUCAGGAGCUUCAUCUGUUUCUCUGGCCACAUGCCACCUGCUGCAGGUGAUGUUUGAGGCUCUCACUGAAGGCAUGAAGAAGGAGAUCAGGGGAAAGGAAGAAGCCAUACUUCCUGAACCAUCCAAGGAGCUUCGCUCUAUGUUGCGUCACCUAUUGGAGAUGAUGCCAGCAUCAAAUGUGUCAGGACCUGGCAGAGACAGUGCCAUCAACCUUCUAGUCAAACAAGUACCCCGCAAAUCCUUCAAGAAUCCAGACAACUCUCUCACAUUGUGGGUGAUAGACCAGGGGCUAAAGAAAAUCUUGGAGGUGGCUGCAACAGUGCCUGAGUUCUCAGACGGGCCUCCACUAACUGACAAUUCCCACAUGAGCUGCUCUGUCUUGCUAAACAAGCUCUAUGACGAUCUCAAGAGUGACAAAGAGAGGGAGAACUUCAGCAAGCUAUGUGAAGAUUAUGUUCAGCAACACUUUAGCCGAUUGGGCCUCGAUGCCAAGCUGCGAGCCAUCCAGACCGUAUCUGUGCUUCUCCAAGGACCGAGUGAUGUUGGCAAUCGAACACUGGAGAUGUCAGGAAUGAUGGAUGCAGUGAUUUCCCUGUGCGCCUCCGACGAUGUAACGCACCAGCAGGUAGCAGUGGAGACUCUUAUUCAUGCAGCAGGCAAAGCUAAGAGAGCCUCCUUCAUCACAGCCAACGGCGUGGCACUUCUCAAGGACCUCUACAAGAAGAGUGAGAAUGAUAGGAUACGCGUGAGAGCUCUGGUGGGUUUGUGCAAGCUUGGAUCGGCAGGAGGGACCGAUUUCAGCAUGAAGCAGUUUGCCGAAGGAUCGACUCUAAAGCUGUCCAAACAGUGCAGGAAGUGGCUUUGUAAUGAGUCUCUGCCCGCGACAUCCCGCCGGUGGUCCGUGGAAGGUCUCGCCUACCUCACUUUUGACGCAGAUGUGAAAGAGGACUUAGUAGAAGACAAGAAUGCUCUCCAGGCCAUGUUUGAACUUGCAAAGUCUGAGGACAAAACAGUGCUCUUUGCUGUUGGCUCCACCCUGGUGAACUGUACCAACAGCUAUGAGGUGGAGAAGCCUGACCCUCAGAUGGUUGAGCUGGCCAAGUAUGCAAAGCAGCAUGUGCCGGAGGAGCACCCUAAGGAUGCACCUUCGUAUGUGGAGAAGAGGCUGAUAAAGUUGCUGGAGGCUGGAGUGGUUUCUGCAUUAGUGUGUAUGGUCAAACAUGAGAGUCCUGCUCUCACAGAUGCUUGUCGAGAGUGUAUUGCCAGGGUGUUUUUGGCUUUAGUGGAGCGACAGGAGGACAGAGGCACAGUAGUGGCACAGGGUGGAGGAAAGGCUCUCAUUCCUCUGGCAUCUGAUAACACUGAUGUUGGAAAAGUUAAAGCAGCACAAGCUCUGUCCAAAAUUACUAUCACCUCCAAUCCAGAGAUCGCCUUCCCAGGAGAAAGGAUUUAUGAGGUGGUGCGCCCCCUUGUCAGUCUUUUAAAUCUUCAUUGCACCCUGCUGCAGAACUUUGAGGCACUGAUGGCUUUGACCAACCUGGCUGGAAUCAGUGAAAGACUCAGACAGAAGAUCAUAAAGGAGAAAGCUGUACCAAAAAUUGAAGGCUACAUGUUUGAGGAUCACGACCUGGUCAGAGCGUCUGCCACUGAGUGCAUGUGUAACCUUAUUCUGAGCACAGAGGUGCAGAAGCUGUACCUCGCCACUGGCAAUGAUCGUCUCAAACUGCUUGUGCUUUACUGCGGCGAAGAAGACGAAAGGCUGAGAAAAGCCGCUGCAGGAACACUGGCCAUGCUGACUGCUGAGCAGCCUAGUGUUUGUUCCCGCAUCCCUGAAAUGACGACACACUGGUUGGAGAUCCUGCAGGCACUCCUACUCAGUGAAAUAUCUGACUUGCAACAUCGUGCAGUUGUCAUUGUUCAUAACAUGAUGCAGGCGGAGAAGGGUCUCGCUGACACACUCAUUGAGAGUGAAGUCCUGGAAAUUCUUUCAGUCUUGGCAAAGCGGGGAGAGGGCACACCACAGCCGGUCUCAAAGAUCGCUCAGAACUGCUUGAAUAAGGCGAUGGAGUACGGCAUCAUUAUGAGUAGAGACGGAAAGGAAUAGCGAGGAGGAAUGAAAUCAUGAAACACAUCCAGUGUGUGAAUGUGUGCUAUCAUGGCAGUAUACCUGAACACUGAAGACAUUUCAACUUUUUUUUGUCUGGAUUUCAUCUUGAAAUUGAAAGGACCAAAAGCUGCGGAAAUUUUAAAAAUGAAUAAAGACAGUGAUUAGAUGAUAAACAAAACUGAAAAUUGUUAAAUGAAUGUAUUUAUCCCAAUAAUGUAUGACUGUGUGUAAUGUAUAUAAAUGCACAAGUAAACAUAUUCCAUAUUUUCUACUUUGAAAUACUGUACUGUGCUCUGCUUUUACUGGACACAUGCUUUAGUUGAUUUAUUUAGUUUGGUCCCAAAUAUUUUAUAUAAAUGCUGUACUAGGUGAUUACUCUUUGAUUGCUUUGCUACAUUCCCACUUUCUGUGUUUUUGGUACACAAUGAAAAAUAAAGUGCGGUGAAGCAAACGUGAUGAAACCAC
Molecule: messenger RNA, 3401 nt
Organism: Dunckerocampus dactyliophorus (ringed pipefish)
Lineage: Eukaryota; Metazoa; Chordata; Actinopteri; Syngnathiformes; Syngnathidae
Gene: unc45a
Product: unc-45 myosin chaperone A
Exons: 19
Coding region: 126-2933 (935 amino acids)
Molecular function (GO): Hsp90 protein binding
Source: RefSeq, a predicted model, not a curated record